AUGGGCCGCACAAGAAGCCGCCCGCCGCGGCAUGUCCGCGAGGCUGCCAAAGCCCCGAAUGCGGAAGGAGGCGCGACAGGGGUUGGCAGCUCUGCGGCUGAACCACUCCCGCCAGCGCCGGAAGUGAAGCUUUCCCAACAGCAGCUCGCCCGGAAGUGGGAAAUGCAGUGGCGCUCUGCGGCCGUGCACGGCACUCCGUACAGCUAUGGUGCCCUUGCUGCAGAUUGCAAAGCGGGUGCGCUGUCUCGGAGCCCCCUCUUCCCACGCUUCGCAUGUGUCAAGUCAAGGGAAGAGCUGCGGCGGCUGGGUGAAGAAGAAGGACUCCAAGCGCGGAGUCGUGUACAGGUGGCGGUGGAGCACGGUGUUGCCCCUGAGCCAAGGGGGCACCCCAUCACCUCCAGGCUGCACGACUGCUCGGGAAGCUGUGAAACUGCAGCGCGGCUUCUGGACUGGGAUCCGCCCCUGCUUUCUCGGGAAAGCGGACUGUUUUCCACGACGAACUUCUUAAUCCUUGGCCUUCUGGCUGUCAUCACAUUUGGCUUGGUUUGUCCAGCGCCAGGUGAAGCCCUAGAUGGCAUUCAGAUCGGCAAGUUCCGUCUGCCACAGGUGGCCGUGAUCGUCAUUUUCAUUGUCUCGGGCUUGUGCCUGGAUUCCAUCUCUGAGUGCUUGCAGUACAAGGCGCUUGCCUUGUCCAUCGUGCUUGUCCUCGGUGUAACCCCACUCCUUGCGUAUCCAAUCCUGCACUUUGGGCAGGGCUAUGUUGAGGAGACCUUGCUGGAGGGCCUGGCGGUGUUCUGCGUCGUGCCCACCACGUUAUCCUCCGGGGUGACCAUGGUGACGCAAGCCAAGGGCAAUGUGUCCCUGGCGGUGCUGCUGACGACCAUCACCAACCUCCUAGGAGUGGCCACGAUGCCGUGGUCGGUGUCGAAAAUCUUCGCAGCGAAAGUGCCGAUCAAGCCGUCAGAGAUGCUCUUCGAGCUGAUUUGGUUGACCUUGGUGCCCUUGAUCGUUGGCAUGGGCCUUCGGGAGGUUUUGCCAGCAGCAAAAUCUUUUGCGAAGACAAACAAGAAGGUACUUGGCCUUUGCCAAAACAGUUGCAUCCUGCUUGUGGUCUUGCUCAUGACGUCAAGUGCUCAGCCGAAAAUCAUCUCGACGGAUUCCUUUGACCUGUCUUGCGCUCUGGGCAUUGCUGCUGGCAUCCACCUGGUCUACCGAAUUGUGGGAUACUUUUCAGCCACCGCGGCGGUGCUGGAGCCGCGCGAGUGGGUGACGGUGGUGCUCAUGUCCAGCCAGAAGUCACUGCCCGUCUGCGUCUCCGUGAUGUCCGCGCUGCCGGCAGAGCUCCGGGCCAACUCCGGGCUGAUGAUCGUUCCUUGCAUCAUGGCUCAUGCCUCACAGCUGAUCAUUGACUCUAUCCUUGCCGUCCGCUGGGAGGUGAAGGAGGAGAAGCAGGCUCCUCUCCUUCCUUCCUGA
Messenger RNA from Symbiodinium natans, 1473 nucleotides. NCBI's taxonomy places the organism in Eukaryota, Dinophyceae, Suessiales, Symbiodiniaceae. The record is from the annotation of a GenBank genome assembly.